CCAAAUUCCAAAUUCCAAACACAAAACACAAAACACAGAAGAAGCAUCUAGAGUCGCAAACCAGGACUCCUCGCUCCCCCUAUAUUACUUGAUCUCUGUCCCCUCCCGUCUCUCUCAUUUUCUUUCUCCGCUUUCUACUUUUACAUGCAUUCCCAACGCAGCGAACCUUCUUGUUUUCUUUCUCUCUUUCUCUUCUCCUCCCAUCAUUCUUGGAACUUCCAAGAUUCAAGCUAUCCGUUUUAGCAGAGCUUAGAGAUAGCUCCUCUUUUCUUGUCUGUGUUCAGCAACCGUGUGAGCUCAAGAAAAUCAAUGGCGAAAUACGGUGAAGGAGACAAACGCUGGAUCGUGGAAGAGAGACCAGACGGCACCAACGUCCACCAUUGGCACUGGUCCGAGACCAACUGCCUUGAAUGGUCUCGCAAUCUGUUAAGCAAUCUCCUCUCCGACCUUACCAUCAUGGAUGGCGAGGGAAACCUUUACAUCAAGACCAAGAAGGUUGAAAAGGUCAACGGAGAUGCCUACGUUAACAUUCGCAAGGCAAAGAUCAUACCAGGUUACGAGAUCAGUGUCUCCCUCUCGUGGGAAGGCGAGGCUCGUGACGCCGACGGCAAAUCCCUCCUCAAGGUCGCUGGCUCCAUUGAGAUCCCUUACAUUGCCGACGAAAACGCCGACGAAGACCCUGAAAUCAAAGUCACUGUCAAGGACGAAGGUCCCAUUGGGAAGAGAUUGAAAGAGGCAGUCGUUUCCAAGGGGAAACCCAUUGUGUGGGAGAAAGUUAGGGUUUAUGUUCAGAGCAUGGCCAAUGGUGGUCCUGCGGCUCCUGCCAAGGAAGAAUUGGAGCUCAAGAAGCCUUCCACUGACAAGUCUUCUUCGUCACCGGCGUCCGCUGCCGCCGCUGCUACUUCUUCUACUCAGACGAAGAAAGAAACGAGUAAGAAAGGGUUCAAAUCGAUUGCUCUGACUGAGAGGUUCCAUUGUCGAUCCGUGGAUUUGUACGACAUCUUGAUGAAUGAGAACAGUUGGAAAUGGUUUAGUCAGAGUAAUGCGAAGAUCAGUAGGGAGGUCGGGGGCCAGUUUAGUCUUUUUGACGGCUCAGUCACUGGGACCAAUCAGGAGUUGCAGGUGGGUAAGCUGAUUGUUCAGAAGUGGAGAUUCGGGAGCUGGGCUGAUGGGAUUCAUUCUACGGUACGCCUAGUAUUUGAUGACUCUCAAUCAGGAGUGACGACUGUCAAGCUGACGCAGAUUGAUAUCCCCGAGGAAGACAGAUAUGGGAACUCCACCGUUGUUGAGAAUACAGAGAAGGGAUGGCGGGACCUCAUAUUCAACAAGAUACGCGCACUUUUUCGUUUCGGAGUCUAAAUUUUUGCACCAAAAGAUGGCACUCAAUGUAGAAUCUUGAAACCAAUCUUCUUGUCUUUUGAGUUUUCGACUGUUAAUUGAAUAUAAAGAUCAAAUGGGAGAUGGAUAUAGAUGUUUGGUGCUAGAUGCUGUGGACAACAAUUGAUUUGCUAUUUCAUGUUACUUCAGAGCACAAUGCUUCUUGACUUGAA
Macadamia integrifolia is the source of this 1550-nucleotide messenger RNA. Its product is annotated as activator of 90 kDa heat shock protein ATPase homolog. The record is from RefSeq and is a predicted model, not a curated record. Gene Ontology annotation, biological process: positive regulation of ATP-dependent activity; protein folding. Gene Ontology annotation, molecular function: ATPase activator activity; protein-folding chaperone binding. Gene Ontology annotation, cellular component: cytosol. Bases 310 to 1359 code for a protein of 349 amino acids. The transcript is spliced from 3 exons. Lineage: Eukaryota; Viridiplantae; Streptophyta; Magnoliopsida; Proteales; Proteaceae.